Molecule: messenger RNA, 1239 nt
Organism: Rodentolepis nana
Lineage: Eukaryota; Metazoa; Platyhelminthes; Cestoda; Cyclophyllidea; Hymenolepididae
Source: the annotation of a GenBank genome assembly
AUGUUCCUUUCAAGGCCGUGUGUUAUCCGUGGUUUCUCUUCACUUGCCACCACUAGACCAGUAAAUCGGAUUUACUGGCUUGCAUCAGGAGAUAUCUUUCGUAAUCUCGCCUUUGAGGUGUGUUUCUAUGACAAUCGAGCGCGCUAUGCAAUUGAGGAGGGAUCUCAGCACCGACCAGCAGAUAUGAUCUUUUGGAGGUCAGAUCCUUGCGUUGUGAUUGGGCGUAAUCAGAAUGUGUGGUUGGAAACCAGCCCCAGGGAGAUUGAAGGUCGCGGUUGGCGAUUGGCUAGACGUAUGUCUGGUGGUGGGGCCGUCUUUCAUGAUCACGGAAAUCUAAAUAUCAGCUUCCUAGAGGCGAAAAAGUAUUAUGAUCGACAAAAAUGCAUGGAGCUUCUGAGGGAUAACCUAGUGAAAAAUUGGCCAAAAUUGAAUAUCUUUGUUGGUCCGCGGUAUGAUCUUUGGCUACUACCCGAAGGUCUUUCAUCAACUGAUUUGGACCCUUGCAAGAUCCCAGAAGGUGCCAAGAAGAUAUCUGGAUCUGCUUCUCGAUUCUCCUCAAAGAUUGGACUUCAUCAUUGCACACUUCUCUUCAAUGCAAAUAUGACGUCAUUAUCGUCUGUUCUUCAACCCGCUGUGGUAAGAGUUACGAGUCCGGAGAUUGUGUCGCAUGCCUCAAGGAGCGUUAGGAGUGAAGUGGCAAAUAUUGGCGUACCGGAGGAGGAACUUAAGUCCGUACUCUUUAACGCAGGUUUUGAUUGGCUGAAAAUGUAUACACCGGAUAGUCUGGUCGAAUUGGUAACCGUGAAUCCCGGAGAGGAAGGAAAGUGGGUCAACCCUGAGGCUUUUGAAAAAAAUCUUACUAAAUUUAAAUCUUGGGAUUGGGUCUACGGAGAUACGCCUACGUUCACCAUUCCCAUGGAAACGGACGAUGGAACGGCUCUUUGUCUGCACUGCGCAAAGGGUCGUAUCACCAAAGUGGAGCAGACUGGAGGUCCAGUCAGUGACGUACCUCUUCUUCAGCGUUUGUCAUCUGCCAUAACCGGCAAACAGCCCACUAGUCCGUGGGUGGAUAAACUUAACGAGGCUCUUGUUGGUAGAAAGCUCGAGUUUAAAGAGAUUCAUAAAGCCCUACUCGAUAUUGAAAUGAAGUUGAGCGCUGAAUCUGGCGGCCCCAAGGAUCCCUAUGAUCAUGUCUCACAAAUUAUUGACCGCCUUCGCGGGAUGGCCACUUGUUUCUAG